Ceratosolen solmsi marchali is the source of this 1546-nucleotide messenger RNA. RefSeq names its product sodium-coupled monocarboxylate transporter 1. The record is from RefSeq and is a predicted model, not a curated record. Gene Ontology annotation, cellular component: membrane. Gene Ontology annotation, biological process: sodium ion transport; transmembrane transport. Gene Ontology annotation, molecular function: symporter activity. NCBI's taxonomy places the organism in Eukaryota, Metazoa, Arthropoda, Insecta, Hymenoptera, Agaonidae. Bases 142 to 1476 code for a protein of 444 amino acids. The transcript has 12 exons.
UAAAAACAAAGACACGAAGAAGAAUUGCGAUGAAAUUGAGUCGUAGUUGUUUGAUGAAGAAUAAUUGAUCUUCGUCAAUUAUUACAAUUGAUUUUCAGCAAAGAAAGUAAACGUUGUUAUUCGAAUUAUCCAAUAUUCAUAAUGGAGGGUAUUGGAAGAAAACAAUUCGAUGCUAUUGAUAUUGUAGUUUUUACGGGUAUGCUGGGUAUUUCUGCCGUAGUGGGAAUUUAUCAAGCAUAUAAAUCAAGAAAAAAUCCAAAUGCUGUGAAGGAAUAUCUCGUGGGUGGACAGAAUAUGUCAAUUUUCCCUAUAAGUAUGUCACUUAUAGCCAGUUAUAUAUCAGGCAUCGCGAUACUAGGGCUUCCGGCUGAAAUGUACGUCUAUGGAACUCAAUUUUGGUGUGUAAUCAUUGCCGAUUGCUUUGUGUCGUUAACGAUGGCCAUCGUAUAUCUGCCAGUGUUCUAUGGUCUACAAAUUACAUCUUCGUACGAAUAUUUGGAGUUGCGUUUUAAUCACGUAGUGAGACUGAUAGGAUCAACUAUUUUUCUAAUAAAAAUGUUACUUUACAUACCCUUGGUAAUAUAUGUUCCGGCGCUAGCAUUUAAUCAAGUGACUGGUAUCAACUUACACAUGAUAGCCUCAAUAGUGUGCGCCGUAUGCAUCUUUUAUACGACUUUAGGAGGCUUGAAAGCGGUUGUGUGGACAGAUGCUAUUCAAACAAUCGUGAUGUUUGGCGGCGUGAUAGCCGUUGCCGUACUGGGAACAUUGAAAGUCGGCAGUGUCUCCGAAGUCUGGAAGCGGAACGUCGACAGCGGCAGAAUCGAAUUCUUUAAUAUGGACACAAAUCCAACGGUCAGAAAUACAUUUUGGUCAGUUGUCGUAGGAAAUUAUUUAAACUGGCUGGCAACGUGUUCGGUAAAUCAAGCAAUGGUCCAGCGGUGUCUUGCCAUGCCCAAUCUCAAAAAAUCUAACAUUACAAUAAUGAUAAUGGCUGUCGGUAUAGUAACGAUAGUUUCGCUAAGCUGUUACACAGGAAUUGUCAUUUAUGCUGCCUUUUACGAUUGCGAUCCCAUUUCAACAAAGCAAAUACGCAAAUCGGAUCAACUCUUACCAUAUUUUGUUAUGGAAAUGGCUCAGUCGAUUCCGGGAUUACCAGGUCUUUUUGUUUCUGGAGUAUUUAGCGCGGCAUUGAGCACAAUGUCAACAGGAUUGAAUUCAAUGUCCGGAGUAAUUUACGAGGACAUGAUCAAACCGUGGCUAAAGAAACCAAUGACCGAAGUUGCAAUUAGUCGUAUCAUAAAACUUACCGUUGUAAUAAUUGGAGUUAUAUGCGUCGCUUUGGUAUUACUUGUGGAGAAACUCAGCGGUCUCAUUCAGGUGGGAAAAAGUUUGUCUGGUAUAACAGCUGGUCCACUUCUCGGAAUUUUCACUCUCGGAAUGUUUUUUCCAUUUGCAAAUUCUACGGUGCACUGGUGAGCUUAAAUCUUGUCGCGUGGAUAUCUUUCGGGACGCAAGCAGCUCUGGCCAGCGGCAAAAUACAAUUUCC